This is a messenger RNA of Sinocyclocheilus grahami, 3308 nucleotides long. Its product is annotated as SRSF protein kinase 1-like. Lineage: Eukaryota; Metazoa; Chordata; Actinopteri; Cypriniformes; Cyprinidae. Gene Ontology annotation, molecular function: ATP binding; protein serine/threonine kinase activity. Gene Ontology annotation, cellular component: nucleus; cytoplasm. The record is from RefSeq and is a predicted model, not a curated record. The coding region runs from base 114 to 2141 and encodes 675 amino acids. The transcript has 17 exons. Gene Ontology annotation, biological process: peptidyl-serine phosphorylation; spliceosomal complex assembly; regulation of mRNA processing.
AUUCUGAACCAUUUGGCGUUCGAUACAGCGUCGCGUUGUUGUUGGGGAAGUUUAGUGCGCAUGCGCAGACCGUUACAUGUGAGUGAAUCUGAGCACUUAGCCGCCGGUGCAGCAUGGAAAGGAAAGUACUUGCACUUCAGGCGAGGAAGAAAAGGACCAAAACCAAGAAACCUGGCAAAAAUUGGUCAAGCGAAUUCACCCCAAAAGUGACACCAAAAGUGACAAAGCAAGCAAACGACGAAGACGAGGGAACACGAAGGCCUGAUCCCCACCCGAGGGGAGCCGCACAGCAGCCUGACUCACUGCAGGAGCAAGAUGAGGAGAUCUUGGGUUCAGAUGAUGAGGAACAAGAGGAUCCUAAUGAUUACUGCAAGGGUGGUUAUCACCAUGUGAAAAUAGGCGACCUGUUCAACGGACGUUACCACGUAAUCCGCAAGCUGGGAUGGGGUCAUUUUUCCACUGUUUGGCUUGCUUGGGACAUACAAGGGAAGCGUUUUGUGGCCAUGAAAGUGGUUAAGAGCGCAGAGCACUACACUGAAACAGCACUCGAUGAGAUCAAGCUCCUGAGAGCGGUCAGGAACACAGACCAGAAUGAUCCCAGCAGGGAGAAAGUGGUGCAGUUAUUGGACGACUUCAAGAUCUCGGGCGUGAACGGAACCCAUGUGUGUAUGGUGUUUGAAGUUCUCGGCCACCAUCUGCUAAAGUGCAUUAUCAAGUCCAACUACCAGGGCCUGCCGCUGCCAUGUGUCAAGAGCAUUAUUCGACAGGUUUUGCAAGGCCUGGACUACCUGCACACCAAGUGUAAGAUCAUUCACACUGAUAUAAAGCCAGAGAACAUCCUGAUGGACGUGAAUGAGGCGUAUGUCAAGAGACUGGCUGCGGAGGCCACGGAGUGGCAAAAAUCUGGAGCUCCUCCCCCUUCUGGAUCCGCAGUGAGUACAGCUCCGGCCCCAAAACAAAUGGGCAAAAUGUCCAAGAACAAGAAGAAAAAGAUGAAGAAGAAACAGAAGCGUCAGGCUGAGCUCUUGGAGAAGAGGAUUCUGGAGAUCGAGGGGCUGGAGAAAGGCCCUGAGGGAGGAGAAGAGGAAGAGGAGGAUGAAACGGAGACGCCCGACAGCACCCCGUCAGUCCCCGCCAGUCACACACUGCAAGACAUCACAGCCGAGGCCACACCGGGUGGCGUCUCAGAUGAUUGGUCUCAGCACAGAGGCGCCAUCAACGGUCACAGCCAGGGCCCCGAGGAAGAGCAGACCCUGGACCUCCAGCAGCAGAUCAAGGACGAGACCCCCGUGAACCCCUACGACAGCGGCACCGAGGGCUCAGAGCCUACUAACCCUUACCCAGCAUGCAACGGCACCGUAGAGAAAGAGCCCAGUCCUCCAUCCCCUGUCACCACAGACGGUAAUGGACCUUUGAUUUGUGGCAUGGUUGAGUCACAGUGCCCUAGGGUGCAGGAUCAAGAGAGCCCCACGGCGGAGCUGAACGGCUCCGGUUCUGUUGAGGGCCCCAAAGCGGAGAUGGGCCUCACCAUGGAGGUGGACCCCAGCGCGCAGGCGGCCACAGAGGAGGAGAGCCUGAAGGACGCUAAAAUUGCAGAAGGAAACCUGCUAGUCAACCCUCUGGAUCCGCUAAACGCUGAUAAGAUCCGAGUAAAAAUCGCUGACCUGGGCAACGCCUGCUGGGUGCACAAGCAUUUCACAGACGACAUUCAGACGCGGCAGUAUCGCUCUCUGGAGGUGUUGAUUGGAUCAGGAUACAGCACCCCAGCUGACAUCUGGAGCACAGCUUGCAUGGCAUUUGAGCUGGCAACAGGCGAUUACCUGUUUGAGCCUCACUCCGGAGAGGAUUAUUCCAGAGAUGAAGAUCACAUCGCGCUGAUCAUCGAGCUGCUGGGGAAGAUUCCUCGUAAACUCAUCACGAACGGCAAAUAUUCCAAGGAAUUUUUCACCAAGAAAGGGGACCUAAGGCACAUAACCAAGCUGAAGCCGUGGGGUUUGCAGGACGUGCUGGCCGAAAAGUAUGAAUGGCCCCGAGAGGAAGCCCAGAAUUUCUCAGACUUCCUCCUCCCGAUGUUGGACCUCAUCCCAGAGAAAAGAGCCACGGCUGCCGAGUGCCUCCGUCAUUCCUGGAUCACCUCCUAGUGGCCAAAAAGCUCCAAACACACACACACACACUUCUCUGAACUCAUGAAUGCUCCCCACUGGCAGACGCGGUCUUAAGAGCCGUGCCUGGUGUCAUGGCAGAUAUUAGCCGCGAGUACAAGAAGAUCCAGUUCUCAAAUUGUUGUUGCUUUUUUAUGUAAUUGGUAUAAUUUGUGUACUGUCAUUACAGUGGUUUGUGCUCUUGCUAAUUUAUCUAACAGCCACUUCUCUUAUCGAUUUCUGUCAUAUCACAGGAUGGUUUGACACAUCAGAAUUGAUUUAUCUUCUUAAGAGAUUCGACUUUGUUCCACUUCUCUCUGUUUUCUUAAAAGCGUAGUGUUGCAGUAAGUCGGACUCAGUAGCUGAUUGUGGUGUUUUUUUCACUGUAUUAAAAAAAGAGAUUGUUAAUCACAGCUUCCUUCAAACUGUUUUCCAUAUCUUCACAAGGGGUUUUACAUCAGCUGUCUGAAUGAAGGGAACAUGAAUGGACAUUUUUGAAGUUAUAAGAGUGUUUCAGAAGUCUUCAUAUUGAAUGUGAGCUACUAUACAGUGUAAGAGAAACACACAUAUAUUUUUACCACAAAGGGCAAAAAGAACUCAAAGUAGAGAAAUGCUAACCCUUCAUGUGUCACAAAAUCCAUAAAGGACUAUCAUGUUUUUUUUGUUUGUUUGUUUUUUUUAAGUAAUGACGUUUAACAUGUGAAUGCCAGGGAAUAGUUUUGGUAUCAAGGUCUAUUUCUGUUACAAAAUCUGUGAAAACAUUCGACAUUAUGUACAUACUCGUACCAAAGAGUUGGUUCUUCACACAAUCAGUGCUGUACAGACUUAAGUCCCAUCAUUGUGUACAGUUUUGCUAUGAAUGAAUGGCUUAAGGAAAAUGUUUGAGAAUCACUGAUUUAGAGAUGCCUUGAAAUGAAUCUGCAAUGAUCUGUGCGUCUUUCUGAGCUUUUUUUUUUCCCUACAGUGUUGAUUCAAACAAUAUCCCAGCUUGACUUUGAAGGGCCUUUUGCUUUCUCUUCUGGAUGAGGCGAUUUCAUGUGACCUUUUACAGCAUCACAAAUAUCAUCUGCUGUCUCCUUUUUCAUGAAUGUCUCUGCUGUUGAUUGUCCAGCAUUGGACUAAAAUUGUUUCUGUAGUAACUUCAAAUAAAGAUUUGAAAUGGCAAAA